Sipha flava (yellow sugarcane aphid) is the source of this 1670-nucleotide messenger RNA. RefSeq lists its product as uncharacterized. Lineage: Eukaryota; Metazoa; Arthropoda; Insecta; Hemiptera; Aphididae. The coding region runs from base 197 to 580 and encodes 127 amino acids. The transcript has 6 exons. The record is from RefSeq and is a predicted model, not a curated record.
AGCUCUCUCUGUUCGUGUUCGUCGAUGACUACACAUCAGUAUUAAUUUUCUUGAAUCUCGUUCUUGUUCCUAUUUACAGUCAUCUUGUCCAAAACCACGUUUUUCUUUGAGUUGUAUUUUAUCUGCCGUCUGAUUGGUCAUUUCCCGGUAACAUUUGUGAAUAUCGUGAUUUUUCAUCAUCAUUUUAUAUUGUGCUAUGGCGGAACUUGUGAGUUCUUCUGCAACAACUGUCGUCCCCGGCAUAUCUCGUGUGUCACAUUUGUACGCUUUAAAAUUCUUAAACUAUUGGAAGUUUCUGGUAACUUUAUUUUGGAUAUCUGUGAUAUUAAACUUGGAUCCUGAUCCUGUCAUGCUGUACAGGACUAAAACCGAAAUCGAUCACGAUUUGAGUAAUCGAAAGGCAACAGUUGUGUCUACCAUUGCAAAAAAUCUUAAAUCAAUUAUAAUGAUAAUCCAAGCUUUCAAAUCGCUUGAAAUAUUAGAAUUGUUUAAUGAUUUGAAAGCUAUCGAAAAACGACUGAAUAUUAAAGAUCCGACGAUAAACAAUUCGUUGCUAAACACAAGUGUUCAACGAUAUUAGAAAUGUUUUGCACGCGUCUAUGUAUAGUUUUGUACACAACACAUAACACAGUUGUUUGUUGAUUUAUUUUGCAUUUUUAAUUUUGUUUAUUGCACUUGCAAUGGAUCAAUUAUACAUUUAUAAGUGUUGUUGUUUGCUCCAGAACCGCUUCUGCGAUUAUGGUGGUCGGUAGCUCUGACUUGCGUAGUAAAGAACCAGGUCAUAGUUAUCACAGGUCGAAUUAUAUAAAUAAAAAAAAAGGUAAAUAAAAAAAAAAAGAGAUAAAUAAUAAGGUGCCCAAGUUUAAGGUGUGCAGUAAUAAUAUGAUAAACUAUCAAACACUUAAUACACUAUACAUAAUUAUAAUAACAACAUACACAAAGAUACGAUAUAAUAUAAAAAAAAAAAAAAAAAAAAUUAAAGGAUAUCACCAGACACCGAAUGACCCACUUGACAAUCCACGGAUGAUGGGAACACUCUGUCUACACCACGAUAAAGGUACAGAAGAAAUAUGACCGACAACCGGUGAAAAUCUUCGAACGACGGCAGCGUGUCAAUUACACACGCGCACAGAUAAUGGCGCACUUUGCCCGGCAUUGGCGGUGAUCGCGACGCACUUUACACGCAAAAUACAACCACGGCGACGUACACAAUAACAAUAAAAAAUAAUAAGUACGCAAUUUCCGGACGUCAUGGCAAUAGCAAGGCCACUGACGUACCACCGAAUAACGCGACGCAACGGAAACGCGUAUAUAUGUCCACAAAACGUUUUACGACUAACACGCGUAAAUAGGUCCGCAAGACGUUACGAAACGAACACGCGUAUGUCUGUUUUUCCACGAUCAUUCGUGCACAGAACCCGUGACUGUGGCGAAAAAUACGGCCGAAUAUGAAUAACAGCAACCAAAACGGUCGUUGCGUUGCACACCACGAACACAGACGUGCGUCACGGACGAAUGAUUUCGCUCUGUGUGAUUCCGCUUGGCGACCAAUGCGAAAAGAUUACGCGGAGGUGUAGUGUAUUGCGUUUAGUGCACGUAAAAGACAAAGACAGAACUGCAAAGGCCGAGUCGCAGACCGAUCAUCUAGACUGCCCCGGGAUGUAGGGGGA